AUGGCGGAGUACGAUGUCGACCACCUGAUAUCUUUAAUUUACGAACGUCCCGUCCUUUGGGACAAAACUAUAUCACAAUUCAAAGACAAAAAUUUAAAAACAGAAGCAUGGAGGGAAGUGUGUACAAGUUUAUAUUCAAAUUUUGAGGAGUUAAAUACUGUUGAAAAAUCAAAAAUCGGUAACGAUGUCAUAAAAAAAUGGAGAGGAAUCAAGGAUAAUUUUACAAAAUACGAAAAAAAAUUAAACGAGCAAUGUAAAUCCGGAGCUGGGGCCAAAAAAAUUAAACAAUAUCAUCUAUACGACCAGCUCCUAUUUCUGAAAAAGAAUUUUCAAAAUAAAACAACAUCAAGUCUUGACGAUGAAGAAAUAAGACCAAGCACCUCAACCCAACAAAGCCAGCAACCUGUCAUGCCACGUUACCAGCCUGCAUCGCGUAAAAGAAAAAUUGACGAAGACGAAUUUGAGAAGAAUAUUAUAGCUGCUUUAAAAACACCUGAAAGUAGACAUUUAUCUUUUUUUAAAGGAAUUUUGCCAUCAUUGGAAAAAUUGAAUGAUAAUCAAACAAUAAUUUUCCAAAGUCGUGUCCUACAGAUAUUAACUGAUUUACACCAACCAUCAUACUAUCCCAGCCACUAUCAAACUUCACAAACAUCCGUCCAAGCAAACUAUCAAACAUCUCAAACAACUGUUCAGACUGGCUAUCAAACAGCUCAAAUGUCUAUGCAGAGUGGCUACCAAACAUCCAUUCAACGCAGUGCCUUCCAAAGCGGAUGCGAAACAUCACCGGCGCCUAUGCAAUCGUCUCCACAAACGCCAAGGAAUGAUGAUGUAAAUGAGCCAGAACAAAUUAAUUUCGAUGAGGAACUAACAAAUUUGACGAAUGACACACAAUCGGAUUACGAGUUUUGAAUAACACUAAAUUGUGAAAAUGAUUAAACAGUAUGAUUAUAGUAUAAAUAGUUUAUUUUUUUCUUACCU
Molecule: messenger RNA, 978 nt
Organism: Amyelois transitella
Lineage: Eukaryota; Metazoa; Arthropoda; Insecta; Lepidoptera; Pyralidae
Exons: 2
Coding region: 1-909 (302 amino acids)
Biological process (GO): regulation of transcription by RNA polymerase II
Cellular component (GO): transcription regulator complex; nucleus
Molecular function (GO): DNA binding
Source: RefSeq, a predicted model, not a curated record